AUGCAACUUGUUAUGGGAAUCGAUUCGAUUUGUGUAUACCACAAGGUGAUAGACUUUGAGACGGGUUGGGGAGAGUUAGCAGGUCACAGAGGCCUGCCAUCGUUUCUUCAGAUCAGGAAUCUAUCACUCCGCUAUAACUCUCGAUUUGUUGCAAUGGCAUCCCUCUUACAACUUCCAGCUGAUGACUCUGUAUUGUUACGUAUAACUCAUUCUAAUCUCAAGACAUUCUCUACCGAUGCUAGAUUCUCACUUGAGAGCACAGUAGAAGCUGUUAAAGACAAACUAUGGAAAAAAUGUGGCACUUCUGUUGCUUCAAUGCGCCUUGAACUAUAUGAUGACACUGGUGUUAAACUAUCAGACAUAACUGAUAAUACAAGACCUCUUGGCUUCUACUCUCCACUAGAUGGAUUUCGGCUACAUGUUAUAGAUCUUGACCCUUCAUCUGUAACAUCUGGUGGGUGGCUGGAGGAUACUUCAUUGGUGGAAAAAUACAAGAUUUCUGAUGAAGCAUAUGAUAAACUUGAUGGCACAUACAGAAAGUUUAAAGAAAAGCUUGGACCUCGCAGUAGUUCUGUCCAAGAAAAGAUGGAUGAUAGUUACAUGGAAGAUAUUUCUGCAAAUAUCAAGGUGGGAGAUAGAUGUGAAGUUGAUCCAGGGGCAAAAAGGGGAAUUGUGAAAUUUGUGGGUAGGGCAGAUACACUUGCACCUGGUUUUUGGGUUGGAAUCCAAUAUGAUGAACCAUUGGGGAAACACAAUGGCAUGGUAAAAGGGACACGGUUCUUUGAUUGUCCCCCACUCCAUGGAGCCAUGGUUAGACCAGACAAAGUAAAGGUUGGUGAUUAUCCUGAAAGGGAUCCCUUCGAAGAAGAAGAUGAAAUAUGAGAGGUCUUGGUAUGCGUGUGAAAACAUCGGUUUAUGUAAUGCAUUUAUGAAAUCUUGCAUCUUGCUAUUGAAUUUUAUGGAGUAUUAAUUUUGUUAGAAUCGUAAGAAUGUCCUUUGACUUGUACUUAUGCAAAGCCUAAAAAUAUCGUUCAUUACUCGUGUAAGUGUAAGUUUUAGGUACUAAAAAUACGUGAUGACACUAAAAUCAGCAACACAAUGGAUGUUUCUUCAAAUGUUGUGUAAAGUAUAUUUUGUCAAGAGACUUAAUUUAGACAAUUAAGAUUUAAUAACAGUAUAAUUUAACCGA
This is a messenger RNA of Lactuca saligna, 1189 nucleotides long. Lineage: Eukaryota; Viridiplantae; Streptophyta; Magnoliopsida; Asterales; Asteraceae. The record is from the annotation of a GenBank genome assembly.